GAGACGUCCACGGCGAAAACCAGGAAGGUGCUAGGGAUUGAAGACCCUCCCGGUCAACAGGGGAGUCGCGUCUUGUGUAUCAUUGUGUUCAGGAAGUUUCGUCCAAUCACGUCGCUGAGCAGGAAAAAGUUCCUCACUGCAUGGUGGCAAGCCGUUGUCUGUCAUUUUACCCUCUGGAAGCACGGUAUCUAUAGCUAUCACCGCGACGUCAGUCCGAAUAAUCUCAUGGUGUACUGGUUGAAUGGCAAAUGGGUUGCGGUCCUCAAUGACUACGACUUGUCAUCAAUUUUACGCGAUCAUGGGCCUCGCGGCAACGAGCGCACAGGAACGGUGCCAUUCAUGGCAAUUAACCUGCUCCGGCCAAAUGCUCGAGUCACACACUUGUACCAGCAUAACGCUGAAUCGUUCAUCUGGGUCCUCGUCUGGGUC
Suillus clintonianus is the source of this 429-nucleotide messenger RNA. RefSeq lists its product as uncharacterized. The transcript is spliced from 2 exons. The record is from RefSeq and is a predicted model, not a curated record. Lineage: Eukaryota; Fungi; Basidiomycota; Agaricomycetes; Boletales; Suillaceae. The annotation marks the transcript as partial.